GGUACACGGUGCUGCGAUCUGCAGCCUACUGCUGUUUCCAGGUAUAAUGAUGUCACGGUCAACGCUCGGUGUUGGGGAUAAAUGCCAGCAGCGACUGCGUGUUCCUCAGUCUGUGUGUCAGUCACCGUUACAGAGUUAAGAGAAGAGGAGGAGGACAUCUUGUUGCAAUGGGACCUGACAGAGAGCUGAGCAGCCCGGACACCGGUCACCGGCUGGAGCAAUGCAAGCAGCGGGUUUGCGACACUAUCGAGCAGGAGUCAGAGCAGCUGCACACGCUGAGCCAGGACAUAUGGAAGCAGCCGGAGCUGGCUUAUCAGGAGCACAAGGCCCACGAUCUGCUCACCGGCUUCUUCUCCAGCAAGGGAUGGUCGGUGCAGCCCCACUACCACCUGGCCACCGCUUUCCGGGCGGAAUGGCACUCUGCCAACACCGGCUCUCCGCUCCUAAAUGUGUGCUUCCUGUGCGAGUACGACGCACUGCCCGGGCUGGGGCACGGCUGUGGGCACAACCUGAUUGCUGAGGUCGGGGUAGCCGCCGCGCUGGGGCUGAGGGAGGCUCUGGAGAGUGCGGAGCCGCCGCGGGAGGUCAAGAUUACGGUUUUAGGGACACCUGCCGAGGAGGAGGGUGGUGGUAAAGUCGAUCUUAUAAAUGCCGGAGCCUUUGAUGAUAUUGAUGUUGCAUUUAUGGCCCAUCCCGCCCAGUCUGAUGCUGGAUAUCUACCAGAUGUUGCUAUACAUGAUGUUACUGUGAAAUAUCAUGGAAAAGCUUCUCAUGCAGCUGCAUACCCAUGGGAAGGAAUUAAUGCGUUAGAUGCUGCUAUUCUUGCAUACAACAAUCUUUCUGUCUUAAGGCAGCAAAUGAAACCUUCCUGGAGAGUUCAUGGAGUCAUAAGAAAUGGUGGUGUGAAGCCUAACAUCAUUCCAUCAUACGCUGAAUUAGAAUUUUAUUUGCGAGCACCAUCCCUCAAAGAUCUUUCCAUUUUAAACGAAAAGGCAAAUGCUUGCUUUACUGCUGCUGGCACUGCUACUGGAUGCAAGGUAGAGUUGUGUCCUGUUGGCAAUGAUUAUUUUAAUGUGCUUCCAAACAAAACUCUUGUAAAAGCUUUUACAGAGAAUGGAAAAAAACUGGGAAUGCAGUUUACAUCUGAUGAAUUGGUUUUAAAUGCUCUAACAGGCUCUACAGAUUUUGGAAAUGUUACCUUUGUAGUUCCUGGAAUUCAUCCUUAUUUUUAUAUUGGUUCUGAUGCUCUUAAUCACACUGAAGAAUACACUAAAUCUGCAGGCUCAAAAGAUGCUCAAUUUUACACACUUCGGACUGCCAAAUCAUUGGCAAUGACAGCAUUGGAUGUUAUUUUUAAUCCAGACAUGAUGGAUCAUGUUCGUGAAGACUGGAAGACAGUGAAACAAACGGAAGAAGAGAAUAAUUCUGGUUCCUCUGACAGAGGCCGGGAGUCGAGUAGUGGAGCAGCAUCUGCCUCAUGCUGAGCACUUUACCCACAGAAACUAUACUAUCUACACUUCCAUUUUAUAGAAUGCUGUGGGGUGGAAUCAUUUGGGGUGGUUAAAAACAUGUUUCUCAAAAGUGUUGGUGAAAUUAGAUCUUUAUGUCAUCGUUCUUUAUAUACCUUUUGUACAUUUUUAUGUGCAGUUUCUCUACUUUUUUUUUCUUGUGUGAAUGUGUAUGAAUUGCUUCUGAAUGUCAAUAUUAUGCUGUCCCUCAGUCAAUCAGCUAUAUCAAAUUUAUUCACCACCUUCCAGAUAAAUUUCAGCAAAUAUUCCAAAUAAGUAUCUAUCUGUCUAAAAUCUACUUAAAUCGAAGUCUCUUCUGAAUGUUGUGCUGUCCAUGAAGUGGAGUGGGCAGUUGCUUCCUGUUAAGUUAUGCUACCAGAGAGUAACCAUCGCACAAAGUGGACAGUACAAACAGAGAAACAUAGUUUGUGGUGUUCUGAAAGCAGCAGUGCCUUGCAAAAGUAGUCUUUCCCCUUGAAUGUUUUCAAAUGAUCCUUCUAAAUGUACCUUACUGUUUGGCAAAGGGUGUGUAAGUGUCUUUAAACUUGUGGAGUAAAAAUUUCUUUAACUUUU
Pseudophryne corroboree (corroboree frog) is the source of this 2081-nucleotide messenger RNA. It is a transcript of the gene PM20D2, whose product is annotated as peptidase M20 domain containing 2. NCBI's taxonomy places the organism in Eukaryota, Metazoa, Chordata, Amphibia, Anura, Myobatrachidae. Bases 168 to 1484 code for a protein of 438 amino acids. The transcript is spliced from 7 exons. Gene Ontology annotation, molecular function: dipeptidase activity. The record is from RefSeq and is a predicted model, not a curated record.